This is a messenger RNA of Hordeum vulgare subsp. vulgare (domesticated barley), 5730 nucleotides long. RefSeq names its product disease resistance protein RGA2-like. Bases 1827 to 5630 code for a protein of 1267 amino acids. Gene Ontology annotation, biological process: defense response to other organism. Gene Ontology annotation, molecular function: protein binding; ADP binding. The transcript has a single exon. The record is from RefSeq and is a predicted model, not a curated record. NCBI's taxonomy places the organism in Eukaryota, Viridiplantae, Streptophyta, Magnoliopsida, Poales, Poaceae.
UGGGGAGAACUAAACAAGUUCUUCCAACCACAAUUAUUUAGGUACAGAGGGAGUAUGUAUGAAACGUCUUAGAGCAUCUAUAGCAGACCCUGCAGUUUCUGAAACUGCAAACGCAGUUUGCAGUCCAGUGCAAACUGGGUUGCAGUUUCAGAAACGCGUUGCGCAGAACAGACACGGUAAACAUAACUGCAAAUUUAAACAUUCAAACUACGCGGGAGAUCAGUUCAUCCAAUAUUAGUUCAUCCGUUGUUUGUUAAUUUUUUUUUUUGGGGGGGGGGGUGUUAAACAUUGUCACAGAUGGCCAAAAUGCUUGAAGACGUGGCCCUAACCCUACACAGACCAAAAUUAGCUCACCGGAGCUCACAAGGUGCGGCCGCGCCAUCGCCGGAGUGCAUUCACUCCUCGCCAGAGUCGUCGUCGACGUAGAUGACGACGUAGAGAAUUGCGUUACCAUUUUUUAUUUUGAAAAUAAAAUUCCUUCUGACAUACAACAAGUGCGGCAGUCUCUUAACAUGUCACAAACUAGUGAUGAUGUAAGUGCUAUUUUGGUGUAAUGAUGAUGUAAGUGCUAUUUUGGUGCUUUUCGAUGAUAUAGCUUCUUAUGCAAGGGUGGAAAUUUACAUGACGUGAAAAUUUUAAUAUCUACAAGCCUCACAAAUAAUGUCUGAGUAACCCAUAUUUUUUAGGUUAUCAUAGUCCUUAGAUGGUCAUCUCUUUUCACACCACUAGGUAAUGGGUUUGAGUAACUCUGACCUUCCAUGUGAAAAGAAGAGGUAAGAAGGAUCAUGUUAAAAUUGCGCAUUUUUUGUAUAGUAUAUAUUUGACAUUAGAUAAACAGUUUUCUCUAUAAAUUUUGUCAAUGUUUAUGAAGCUUGACUUUUGUGAAAAUCAAAAUUACAUCUUCAUAGCUAUAUUGCGCCGUGAAUUCUCCUUCUACCUGUAUCAGUAAACUAUUGGCAAGAAAUAAAAGGCAAAAGAGACUAACCAACUCUCUUUUUAGAGUAGAGAUUUUGCUCAUCACUAACUUAAAAUUAACACUUCAUUCGUAAUAUAGUAUAUCUCAGUAGCCCGCCCGCUUGCAUCCCUACACAACAUCAUAAAAUGUGUGUGGCAUGUUGCUAUUCUCUAGGAGGAUUGGUUCUAGAGAAUCCUGCACCACAUAUCUAGGCUAGUUUGUGGAAUAUUGGAUAAAACUAGCUCUACAACUAAUAUUUAAAAUUAUUUGUACACUAUAUAGUGGUAUAAGUAUAUACUAGAAACCAUUAGCUAGAUAUUUGUUAAGCAAUAUACUUUAGAAAUAUGUAUAUAAGGAAACAAUCUGGAAGGAUAUCAAAAUACAUAAGAACACACACACACACAAAAAUGUAAAAUCAGUAUUUUUUCAUUUGGGUCUGUAUAUAUCUUUGUAAAAUAUACUCCCUCCGUUCCAAAAAAUUUGGCUUAGAUUUAUCUAGAUAUAAAUGUAUCUAAUCAUGUUUUAGUAUUUAGAUGCAUUUAUUUCUGAAUAAACCUAAGACGAGAAUUUUAGUACGAAGGUGUAUCAAGUAUACCUAUGACGAGAAUAAACUAAUUAAAGAACCGUACGUGCAGGCACGUCGUCUAUGCACCGGCCACAACCAAGUCAUCAGCGUGCGUGGUGCGUACGUGCACGACUUAAUCAGCCAAUGCUUUUAAAUCGAUGCACGACUUGAUCAUUAGCGCACAGUCAACGACGUGGCAAGCACAACGAGCUGCUUCCAUUUUCUUCUUCCAUUCCAUGGAAUCAAUCAUCAUACGUGUUGGCAGAUUGGUUAUCCGGCUCUCCAAGAAAAGCUGGGAACAUCGCAAUGGCGCCACCCCCGCACAAGCUCGCCACGAUGGUCGGAUGGUCGGCCUCGGCAUUCGUCGCCGCCGUGCUCGCCCGCCUGAUCCGCAAGGGCAUCGCGCUGCUGGCCGAGCUCGACGAUGCCGCGGCGGGCCACCUGCGCCGCCUCGAGGGGCUCCUCGCGGCCGUCUGGCGCGUGCUCGACGCGGCGGACGCCGGCGCCAUCGACUCGAGCCAGCGCCCCAUCCAGGACCUGCUCGACGCGGCCUACUCGGCGGACGACGCCCUCGACGACCUCGAGUACGCGCUCCUUCAUGCUCAUACCAAGGUGGCCGGAGGCGGUGAGCCCGGGUCAAACGCCAGCACGCCGGCCUCGGUCGCCGGGGCCGCCGCCGCCAGGAAACCGCGCAGCCCUAUGAGGUUCUUGCUGUGCUUCAGCCCGCCAAGAACCGCUUCAUCUGCUGGCAGCUUCAACUGGAGAAGCUCAAGCAAGAAGAGGAGCAGCGCCGUCAAUGUCAAUCUGGACGGACUAAGAGAAGCAUUUGAGGCGGUGGCUCAGGCGGCCUACAGGUGCACGUCCAUGUACGAGCACGUCGUGCCGCCGAUGAACUACGCCACCAUCGUCUCAGUAAAAUCGCCAGGGGAUGCCGUACGUGAUAAGUACGACAUCUUCGGCAGGGAGGCCGAGGUGGACCAGAUCGUCAAGACGGUGAGGCUCGGCGACGACCUGCGAUACCGCCUUGGGGUCGGCGUGCUCCCCGUAGUCGGCGCCGAGGGGGUCGGCAAGACGGCGCUCGCCCAGCUCAUCUUCCACCACGAGAUCAUCAAGGGCGAGUUCCCCGUGCGCAUGUGGGCGCACGUCUCCGGCGAGCUCCUGCUCAGUAAGCAGCUCAUGGCCCAGAUGAUCCAUCGGGUGGUCACCGGAGAUGCCGGCCAUGACGUCCAGGGCGCCAGGGAGCUUCUGCUGGCGCAGCUGGCCGGCAAGAGGUUCCUGCUCGUGCUUGACCACGUCACAGAUGUCAGCGAUGCCCAGUGGAGAGAUCUGAUGGAGGUGCUGCAACCAGCUGCUCGGAGGAGCUUGAUCAUUGUGACAACUCAAUCCGAAGAUGUCGCUACAGCUAUAGGGACAAUGCCCCCGCUGAUCCUCAGCCUUCUGGCAUUCGAUGACUACUGGAGGAUGUUCAAGCAUUUCGCAUUUGGGGCUGCAGAUGAAGCCGAAGAAGACUGCACUCCGCUGGUGGACGAAUGGGACGACCUCGAAGAGGAGGAUGAGCUAUCACCCAUGGAGCAAAUCGCAUGCCAAAUAGCCAAGAACAUGGGCUGCUCAACGUUACCGGCACGGGCAAUCGGGCGUUCACUGUACUUCCGGCGGGAUGAAGAAGGCCACUGGAAAGAUGUGCUGGAUGAUAACUUGUGGCAGCAGGGGGACAUCGGCGGGAUCUCGCCGGCGCUCUGGCUGAGCUACCAGCACCUGGAUCCCCGCCUCAAGCAGUGCUUCGCAUACUCUGCAGUGUUUCCGGGUGACUAUGUCUUCCGAAAGGAAGAACUGGAGCAGAUGUGGGUAGCACAUGGAUUCAUAUACUCCGACGAUCCCGCGGCGACAUUGGAGGACGUCGCCGGCGAGUUCUUCGAUGAACUUGUCGAGCGAUGCUUCUUCCAGCCUCUGGGAAGGAACAGAUAUGUCAUGAACAACAUGAUGCAGAAGCUGUCCCAAGCCGUCUCGGCGAGUCAGUAUCACAUGGUCACUGAUAGCUCAGGAGAAGUGCCACAGGAAGUUCGUCACCUCACAAUCACAACUAACAACCUGCUGAAGCUGAAAAUGGAUCUGGCAUUGCAGCUAUCACAUCCAUCUGAUCAUCAUUUCCUCCAGCAGGUUCGCACAAUUCUGUUCUUCGAAGAUUUUGGCGAUUCAGAUGAUUUCUUGGAAGUUCUAGCCGAGAUCUUGUUGAUCGCAAAGAGCGUGAGGGUCCUCGGCUUAUCGUCUGCAAACAUUUCACUUCUGCCUGCUGAGAUCGGCCUGCUCCGACACCUCCGGUAUCUCAACCUAUCCAGGAACAGACUCACUGAACUUCCAGAGGCAAUGUGCCAGCUCCACCUGCUGCAGGUCAUUGACGUCAAGUGCAACUCUCCUUAUCUCCGUCCUCCCAAUGGCAUGACAAAUUUGAUUAAUCUGAGGCAUCUGCGUGCAUGUGAAGCUUUCCUUUCAGCCAUACCUGACAUGCAACUACUCCCAAAUCUACAAGAACUGGAGGCAAUCUGCAUCAAGAGUGGGGCACAUGCCAAUGCCCUACGCCAAAUGGUACAGCUCAAAGGCGCACUUCGCGUUGCGAAUCUCCGACGGAGCGAUGCUAGUGGGUUCAAGAAGGGUAUCUUGAAGGGAACAAAGCACCUGAACAAAUUACAGCACCUGAGCAAACUACACCUGUCAUGGGCCAGCAGCUCCAUGGCCGGAAGCAACGAGGUUUCAGUUGAUGAUGAAGAGGUGUUUGAGUGCCUGCAGCCACAUGAGAACAUAAAGGUUCUGAUGGUUUCAGGCUAUGCAGGAAUAAGGUCUCCAACAUGGAUGCUGAAGACCUCUUGCUCGCUGCCUAAUGUGACAACAAUGUACCUGACCGACUGCAUGAACUGGGAGAGCCUUCCUUGCUUGCAUGACAUGCCUUGCCUCGAGGUCCUUGAGAUCAAGAGGAUGCAUUCUGUCAACAAUGUGACCAUUUCUCAACUAUCAGACCAAGAACUGUUCCCGAAGCUCAAAAGGCUCACCAUCGAAGACGCAUUGCAUUUCACCGGGUGGUCGACGGACAACUCGGCAAGGAACACGGCGUUCCCCUGCCUCUGCAAGCUAGAGAUAAGAAACUGUCCCAGCCUGACGGCCUUCCCAGACGUUCCCCUUUCACUCACCACCAUGAUCAUUGAAAAUGUUGGUCUCGAGCUGCUGCCGACGAUUCACGGCAAGCAGUCAUCAUCAGAAGAUGCAAUGCCAUCAACAUCAGAGGAAGGUGGUAGAUGGACGUCGAGGCUCACCACGUUACACAUACAGCGGUGCCACAAGCUGAGGUCCCUGGGAUCCGGCCUUCUUCAGCAACAGCACCUCCUCCGGUCUCUCGAGUCUUUGUCGAUCAAGAGCUGCGAGGACGUCGCCUGCGAUCUGCCCGACGGCUUCAAGGACCUCACCGCGCUGAGGGACCUCUCGUUGUACGACUGCCCGAAGCUGCUCGUCGACAAGUUCCACGCGUCGCUGCGGACGCUGGAGAUCAGCGAGUGCUUCGUCGCGCAGGGCGGGUGGGUCGACGACUACCCUUUCCUCUUCUCGGUGUGGGUACUGAAGAUCAGCGGCUGCUCGCACGUGAGCUCCGAUCAUGGUGGCAAGGUCGUUGAGCCUCUGGACUGGCUGAGCUCCAUGUUCAACGUGUACAGCCUUCAGUUGGAGAACACAUCGUUUGUGAGCCUGAACAUGUUUGACAAGCUCCAUUCCCUUGAGACCCUCGAGAUGGACGGGAUCCGCGGCGCGUUCUUCGACGGUUCGUGGGAGUUCGAGUGGCUGGAGAAGCUGCACACCCUGAGCAUCAGAAGCUGCAGUGAGCUCAGUGGGCUGCCGGAGAACCUGUACACUCUGCCUGCGCUGGAAGAGCUGUGUGUGGACAACUGCCCGGCUAUUCAGGCACUGCCGGCGAACGGCUUGCCGGCGUCACUGAAGAGGUUGUCCAUAUCCAAGUGCAGCCCAGAGCUGAUCCAGAGGUGCCUCGACGACGAACUUGAUGGGCCCAAGAUUGCCAAGGUUGGUGCUGUUUACAUCGAUGGGCAAAACGUUGUUGCUCGGCAGGAAUAGUGCUGCAUCCUUGUUCCCCUCCCCUGUAUAUGCAGACAUUGUGUAAUUGGUUUAAGAGUACUUGAUUGAUCUAUGCAUCCAUCUGAAUCGUACUAUGAAA